UAAAAUUGGACUCUUGUCGUUGGGGGUUGGAUGUUGGGGAAAUACCAAAACAGAGUAAACAAAAAUUUCAGACGCCGGUGCAAGCAAGUAGAAGUAGUUGUGGCGUUGAGCUAAUAACUCACCUACAUGCCUUUCACUCUAUUUAUUAUCCUUCCCAUCUAUCUGUCUCUCUUCACUCUCUCUCUCUCUCUCUCCCUCUAUAGAUUAGUGUUGUAGGCCGCUAGAUCUGCCAUAGCUUCAUCAAUGGCGGGAGCAUUAUCCGCUCUCAGGCGCCUGUACCUCUCUCUCUAUAACUGGACCGUCUUCCUCGGAUGGUUGCAGGUACUGUAUCUUGCUCUCAAGACUCUCAACGAAUCAGGCCACCAGCAUGUUUACAAAGCCGUUGAACGCCCACUUCUUCUUGCUCAAUCCGCCGCCGUUUUGGAGAUUCUUCAUGGUCUAGUAGGUUUGGUCAGAUCUCCGAUAUCAGCGACACUGCCGCAGAUUGGUUCAAGAUUGUAUCUUACUUGGGGAAUCCUCUGGAGUUUUCCUGAGACUCAGAGUCAUAUACUUGUGAGUUCUUUGGUCAUCAGCUGGUCUAUCACUGAGAUUAUUCGAUACUCUUUCUUUGGCAUGAAGGAGGCACUUGGUUUUGCACCUUCAUGGCUCUUGUGGCUCAGGUAUAGCACAUUUAUCUUGUUGUAUCCAACUGGCAUCACAAGUGAAGUUGGUCUAAUUUAUAUUGCCUUACAAUACAUUCAGAAGUCUGAAAGGUAUUCUAUAAGGAUGCCAAACAAGUGGAACUUCUCUUUCGAUUACUUCUAUGCUGCCAUUAUCGCUCUAGGAAUCUAUGUCCCAGGCAGCCCUCACAUGUACCGGUAUAUGCUUAGUCAGAGGAAGAAAGCUCUUUCAAAAACCAAAGCGGCGUAGAUGGCGACAAAGGUUUAAUGUAUUUCUCAUGAUCAUGAUAAUAUCAGUCAUAUGGUUGUGUGUAAGAUGGAAUUUUAUUCUUGAAAAGGCUAUUGAUUUAUGUUUUUGACAAA
Messenger RNA from Prunus dulcis (almond), 1022 nucleotides. Its product is annotated as very-long-chain (3R)-3-hydroxyacyl-CoA dehydratase PASTICCINO 2A. The record is from RefSeq and is a predicted model, not a curated record. Gene Ontology annotation, cellular component: endoplasmic reticulum membrane. Lineage: Eukaryota; Viridiplantae; Streptophyta; Magnoliopsida; Rosales; Rosaceae. Bases 244 to 909 code for a protein of 221 amino acids. Gene Ontology annotation, biological process: fatty acid elongation; sphingolipid biosynthetic process; very long-chain fatty acid biosynthetic process. The transcript has 9 exons. Gene Ontology annotation, molecular function: 3-hydroxyacyl-CoA dehydratase activity.